CAAGUUUUUUAGUCUUCUAGUCUUCAAUAUAUACUUUUUAGUUUUGUGCUUUCUCUUUUAUCCCAAUCUCUUUUCUCUCUUUCAUUUUGUCUAAACAUGGCGGAUGAGCUUUGGGACGAAAUACAGAAUUUGGAGUUGAGACAGGAGGGUCCUUCUUUGUUCAUCCCAAAUGAAGCAUACAUCAUGGUUGCAGGCCGGAACAGACUUAGCAUCAUUGCUCGACCUCUGAAUCCAAGGGUCCAAAACCUUCAGGCUAUUAUUACUGCUCUACCUAGAGCCUGGGGCUUAACAGCUCAUGUUCAUGGCAGGAUUAUAGAUGAUACAUAUGUGCAAUUCCUCUUUCAGUCGGAAAUGGACCUGCUAUCAGUUCAAAGGAGGGAACCCUGGCUUUUCAACAAUUGGUUUGUCGCAUCUCAACGUUGGCAGCCUGCUCCUGCUUUGAACUUUGUGACAACCAUUGAUCUCUGGGUUCAGAUGAGAGGUAUUCCCUUCCUUUAUGUAUCUGAAGAAACUGCUUUAGAAAUAGCUCAAGAGAUUGGUGCAAUCAUUUCCUUGGACUUUCAUGAUACUACAUCAACUCAGAUUGCUUAUAUUAGAGUUCGAGUUCGUGUUGGUAUUACAGACAGUUUAAGGUUCUUUCAACGCAUCACGUUUGAGUCGGGAGAAUCAGCUUUAAUCAGGUUUCAGUAUGAACGUUUAAGGCGUAUUUGUAGUAACUGUUUCAGGUUUACUCACAACAGAAACUACUGUCCUUACCGUCCAAGGGUUCAGAUUCUAGACAGAGAGAGAGCAGCUUUACAUGACAGUGUAUUAAGAUCAAGCAACAACUCUCAGUCUCAGAUGACUGAAAGUUCUUUCCCUGCUCCUUUAACCCCUCCUCCACGAGUGCCUGCACCACCACUGAAUCACCAAGAGUUAGCUGCUGCUACUCCCUACUUCCCAUCUAAGAACUGCAGCUUUCCAGCCUUACACUCAUCCUACUACUCAAAGUGGUAUUGGCAGACUUCAAGCUUCCCCUAAAUCUAACACUAAUCAAUCCUCUGUUGCUGCGCCCACACCAGGAGUCAGACGGGUUUAUGAAACAGGAGAAUCAUCAAGACGUGUUGAGGAUAGGGAAUCCAACAAUAACCUGCACCUUGGCGACUCAUCCAAACGCAAAAACAUGAUAAUCCUACAAUGUGAAAAGGAUUCACAAGAGAACAAGCAACAAGAAACAGAUCUAAACAUGGGAGGUAUUCCGAAACCUCCAAAGAAACGCUAACAUCACUCGCUUGAUCUAUCAAUUUUUUGAUUUACAACUAACAUGAUUUCAUGUUAAUGUUGAAGUUAAGAGUUUGAAUAAGAGUUCAGAUAUGGUCUCAGUAUCACUUUUUGGAACAUGACAUAUCUGAACUUCUUAACCUUUCCGGUUCCAAUUUGAAUGUUUGCUAGUUUGUUUGAUUUGCAACAUGGAACCCUCAUGUUUGGUUAGUCCAUGUUUUUAAAUUUUAAGAUGUUGUCUUCUGUCUGUACGUGGAUGAUUCCACUUUUGUAACCCUCACAAUCUGAAGUUUUAAUAAAAGGCAACACUUAUGAG
Arabidopsis thaliana (thale cress) is the source of this 1576-nucleotide messenger RNA. RefSeq names its product nucleic acid binding / zinc ion binding protein. The record is from RefSeq and is marked reviewed. Bases 97 to 1020 code for a protein of 307 amino acids. The transcript has a single exon. NCBI's taxonomy places the organism in Eukaryota, Viridiplantae, Streptophyta, Magnoliopsida, Brassicales, Brassicaceae.